Molecule: messenger RNA, 677 nt
Organism: Triticum urartu
Lineage: Eukaryota; Viridiplantae; Streptophyta; Magnoliopsida; Poales; Poaceae
Source: RefSeq, a predicted model, not a curated record
UUUUUGUCGUGUGUAUACAAAUUUGUAUGACCAAAGGUCUUUGCAUUUUGUAGGCCUCAGCUGGUGGGUACAUGGUAGCAUUUGCUGGUAGGAAGUAUGCAGCCAGAUCUCAACCAGUCUUUGUCUCCAAUUCCUCAGUUACAGUGUCCAGCUUCACCCUGGUUCUUGAAUUCAACAAAGGCAAGCUUCAGAACCUGCACUGGAAAAAGGAUGGGUGCGGUGCCUGCACAGGGAAGCCAAACUUCAUCUGCCUGGGCAAGCAAACCUGCGCCAUCAGAACAAACAUAUGCAAGAGCAAUAACCAGGGAUCCAUGGACUGCAGCAUCGGCAUCCAGCUGGCCUUCUCGGGCACGGACAAGCACGAGUCGGUCCUCAACUCGUGGUACGAGGUGUCGAACCUGCAGCAGUACUCGCUCUACGGGCUGUACUCAAACGUGAAGGGGUCCCUGAGCGGCCAGUUCAACAAGUUCUUCUAGGCUCUCCUGGAACGACCGUUUGUCCAUAGCACUCUCCUGCCACUGCCUGUCGCUGUACUCAAGGGGAGCUCUAGGUUUGCCUGCCCCUGCAGCUGAUUGUACGCAAACUGAUCUAGCUCGUGUGGAAAAUCAAAGCUCAUCGAUAUGCAUGUAUGUACAACCUAUUGCGAGUCAUUUUAUGCGAGUAUAUUCUUUGUAUCA